UACGGAUCGAGAGCCCUUGAACACCUUUUAAUGUAUCCAAUGGACUUUUGGGAUAGAAUUUAAAAGUAAUAAAAGUGUGUCAUGUUUCUUGGUUUCUUGACGCCACAAAUGUAAUUUUUUAUAUAAUGGUUUCAUCCGAGAUCAAUAAUUAUUCUGCUAAACUGUUAUGGAUUCUUUUCACUACUCUAUUUAUUAUGGCAAUAUGCUCAGUUUUGAUUACACAUCUACUGUUUGGCACCUACCAAUUUAAUCUAGAGAACCCUAGACACAUGUUUGUCAACAACGUAGACAAAUCCAAAGUUUUCAAGCUCAAGGUAAAGGCGUCUAUGAGCAGCUACUUUACAAGAGUUGGUAAUUACAGUUGCUUUAGACAAGGAACGUCUGUGCAGAUGUCAAAAAAGCAGCAGCGCUGUUGUUGCAAACCUAAUUUUUUUGGCAAAGAUUGCGGGAUUCCAGAAUUGAUUUACAACUCUACUACGGCAAUUGAUCGAAUCAAAUACUCCCAACGAAAAAGGAAAAUGGCCAGAAAUUAUAUUACUACAUUGUAUAUUUAGAUUUUGUUUAAAUGUACUUUAAAACAUUAUAAUCUAGUUUUGGGUCACUUCAUGAUGCUUAUUAUGGUUCAGAAUUUUUUACCCUGUAUUUUAUUUAAAAUUAAGGUGCAGUAAAAAUUGAAAAAAUCAUUGAAAAUUUGAUUUCACAAUCCCUCAAGCAAAUCAAAACCAAUAGCUAUGUUUCCUGCUUCAAACUUGUUUAUGAGAAAAAUAAGAAACAGCCUUUCAGUAAAUGCCAUUUUAUUUCCUAACCUCUUUCUAAAAACAAACUUUUUUAAUAAAAAGUUAUUAUCAUGAAGAAAACAGCCUAGUCCUUCAUCUUACAGCGCAUUGGACUGCUAUUUAGUGUUUUUAAUGAACAAAAAAACUAUUUAAGAAAUGAUGAAAAUCAUUAAAUUUCUUGAAUUUGCUUAAUGUCAUGCAUGCUUUUGUGUACAUCUGAAAACAAUUGGUACUGCAAAGAUAAAUAUUCACUCGCAGGGUGGUUUGUUUACAACUGGAGUAAAAAGAACUAUUUAUAAUCAUAGUAUUUAUAGUAUUACUGUAGAAUAUAGAGAGAUUUAAUUUUACGUUGUUUGGAUGCCGUGCAGGGUGUUGCGUUGUCUCCUAUAUAUGUAUGCAGGGGGGCACGAGGAGGGCCUCCGCCCCCCUCCCCUCCUCGCGUGCCUCCCCUGAGGCGGGGAAUCCAUAUAAAAAACUUAAAAAUCUUACUUUUGCCCUUAACUAAAAAAGUUUCA
Molecule: messenger RNA, 1291 nt
Organism: Eurytemora carolleeae
Lineage: Eukaryota; Metazoa; Arthropoda; Copepoda; Calanoida; Temoridae
Exons: 4
Coding region: 126-554 (142 amino acids)
Source: RefSeq, a predicted model, not a curated record